Molecule: messenger RNA, 786 nt
Organism: Saccharomyces paradoxus
Lineage: Eukaryota; Fungi; Ascomycota; Saccharomycetes; Saccharomycetales; Saccharomycetaceae
Gene: MET16
Product: phosphoadenylyl-sulfate reductase (thioredoxin)
Exons: 1
Coding region: 1-786 (261 amino acids)
Cellular component (GO): cytoplasm
Molecular function (GO): phosphoadenylyl-sulfate reductase (thioredoxin) activity
Source: RefSeq, a predicted model, not a curated record
AUGAAGACUUAUCAUUUGAACAAUGACAUUAUUGUCACACAGGAACAGUUGGAUCAUUGGAAUGAACAAUUAAUCAAGCUAGAAACGCCACAGGAGAUCAUUGCAUGGUCUAUUGUAACUUUCCCUCACCUUUUCCAAACUACCGCCUUCGGCUUGACGGGUCUGGUUACUAUUGAUAUGCUGUCGAAGCUAUCUGAGAAAUAUCAUAUGCCAGAAUUAUUAUUUAUAGACACUUUGCAUCAUUUUCCACAAACUUUAACACUAAAGGACAAGAUCGAGAAAACAUACUACCAGCCCAAAAAUCAAACCAUUCACGUAUAUAAGCCGGAUGGAUGUGAAUCGGAGGCAGAUUUUGCGUCGAAAUACGGCGAUUUCUUAUGGGAGAAAGAUGAUGAUAAGUACGAUUAUCUGGCCAAAGUCGAACCUGCACACCGUGCCUACAAAGAAUUGCGUAUAAGUGCCGUCUUUACGGGUAGAAGAAAGUCACAAGGUUCUGCUCGCUCCCAACUGUCGAUUAUUGAAAUAGAUGAACUUAAUGGAAUUUUGAAAAUAAACCCGUUGAUCAAUUGGACAUUCGGGCAAGUUAAGCAGUAUAUAGAUGCAAACAAUGUACCAUACAACGAACUUUUGGAUCUUGGGUACAGAUCCAUUGGUGAUUACCAUUCCACACAACCCGUUAAGGAAGGUGAAGACGAAAGAGCGGGAAGAUGGAAGGGCAAGACCAAGACUGAGUGUGGAAUUCACGAGGCCAGCCGCUUCGCACAAUUUUUAAAGCAAGACGCCUAG